CCGCCUCUGCCUACCCCAGCGGCAGAGAUGCGCGGCCUGGAGCUGGGACGCUUCUGCGGGCAGAGUAUUUAUAUACUACUUCAACAAAAACAUUCUCAAAGCAGUCUGCAUAGCAGAAGGAAUGAAAAGAUGGCUCCCCAUCCCAAAGAGGCUCACCAUCUAAAAUGCAACAAGGGACAACAAUGAGGGACAGCUACUCUCCCUCUACUGAAUAUGAUAAUUGCCACUCUUAAAAAGAUCUUACAGAAGCAGAGUUUUGUUUCCCUUGCCUGUCACUGUAUCCAGUUUUCACCUCUGAGUGCUUCACCUGUUAGCUUUCGUUGCUCUCUUCUCCACUUGGGGUGCAGAUCAACUGGUACCAGUUCUUCUGAGCAAAGUGAAGUGAACUUGACCCCUAACAAUUCUAAAGCAGAGAGCAAUGAAAGCACUCAAAAACUCCUGGAGAUUCUCGCCACUUCUCCUGCAGAGCAGCAGAGACCUUCUGACAUGGGCCACUUGAAGAAGGUGGCUGAUUCCUUCUUCAACAUGGGGUUCAGCCCUGCUCAGAUGAUGCAGUUGUUCACGUUGCAGCCCAGUAUAGCUCCUCAGUCCAGGUUGGCUGUAAUUUCAGAGCUCCUCCUCCUGGGUUUAAGCAUUGAUUCAACACUGAAGAUCUUACAGAAGCACCCUGAAGUGCUGAAACUGUCAGCAAAGCACCUGAAGGAUCGUGGAGAUGUGCUGAGGAGACUGGGCUUUAAAGAAGGAAGCUUGGAUCAUGUGGCAUUUCAUUAUCCAAGCAUCUUCAUUUUGCCACACAAGAGAAUUCAGGCUGUCGAGCAUCUCCUCAGGGAAAAAUGCCUCUUCACAGUACAGCAGGUCUCAAAAAUUCUACAAACUUGCCCAAACAUCCUGUUAGAAGAUCUAGAUUAUCUGGAGUGCAAAUUCCAAUUUGCCUAUUUCAGGAUGGGAGUUAAACAAAGAGCAAUAGUGAAAGCUGGUUAUUUUCAAGCAUCGUUGGCUGAGAUAAAGAACCGGGUCAUUUUCUUAGAGCGCUUGGGACUCUAUCAAACUCCCGACAAGAAAGGACAGACCCAGAUAGUCAACCCCAAACUGAAAAGGAUAAUCAGAGCUUCUGAAAGUGACUUUGUGACUAACAUAGCCUGCUCCUCGAUUGAGGAGUAUGAGAUCUUUAAGCAACUGCUGGCACGUGAGGAAGAGCAGAGGUGGAAACAUGAGGCACUGAAAGUUGAACUAUUAGAUUUGGAGAGUGAUGGAGAAGAAUCUGAUACAGAAUAAGAACAUUAGACAUCUCCGCUGUCUUGUACUAGUGGAAUUGGUUUUGAGUCUUGAAUCAGUUUUCUCUAAGAAUAAAAUGUACUAUUUGUGUAACUGGGAGGAGAUGGUCAGUAUUGGUUCUAACGAGAGACUGAAUUGUGGAGUUAAUAAUUGUAUCUAGUCAACACAGUGGCUGUAUAGAAGCAAUGAAACACAGAACUUCUGUUGUUCUCUUGAACCUCUGCACCUGGAUGCCUAAAAAGGGUAACUUGGAAGUGGGAGCUCUAGUUUACUUUUGAAAAUUACAACAAACAUUUUCUUUUCAAAAUCUUGGGACACUGAGGGGAAAACAAAAAACAAAAGCACACAGCCUUAGGCUUGCUUUUCUCCUUGUCCACAGCAUAUGCACCCAUUUUUAAAAUUUCAAUUGGCCAAUUCCUUAAAUACCAAUUUCCUGAAAAUAUAAUUUCAAUAAUAAAUAGAUUUUGUUGGUCGCUGGA
Molecule: messenger RNA, 1754 nt
Organism: Hemicordylus capensis (graceful crag lizard)
Lineage: Eukaryota; Metazoa; Chordata; Lepidosauria; Squamata; Cordylidae
Gene: MTERF4
Product: mitochondrial transcription termination factor 4
Exons: 5
Coding region: 214-1275 (353 amino acids)
Biological process (GO): regulation of DNA-templated transcription
Molecular function (GO): double-stranded DNA binding
Source: RefSeq, a predicted model, not a curated record